AUGAAGUCUAGAUACCUGGUGACAUCUUAUCAACGUGGACUUUCCCUUGUGGUUUACAGGCUGUCAGGAGCCAGCCACCCCUUGCCACCCCCCUGUGACAUGGAUUCAUGUAGCUCCGAGGAAUUCUACCAGGCUGUUCACCAUGCGGAGCAAACCUUCAGAAAGAUGGAAAGCUAUUUGAAGCAACAGCAGCUCUGUGAUGUUAUCCUGAUUGCUGGGAAUCGCAAGAUACCUGCACAUAGACUUGUCCUCAGUUCUGUCUCUGAUUACUUUGCUGCCAUGUUUACAAGUGAUGUUUGUGAAGCCAAACAAGAAGAGAUAAAAAUGGAAGGCAUAGACCCCAAUGCACUGUGGGAUCUUGUUCAGUUUGCAUAUACAGGCUGCCUGGAAUUGAAAGAAGAUACCAUUGAAAAUCUUCUAGCAGCUGCCUGCCUCCUCCAGCUGCCACAAGUAGUAGAGGUUUGCUGCCAUUUUCUAAUGAAGCUUUUGCACCCAUCCAACUGUUUGGGAAUACGAGCAUUUGCUGAUGCACAAGGAUGCACGGAGCUUAUGAAGGUGGCUCACAACUACACCAUGGAGAAUAUAAUGGAAGUUAUAAGAAAUCAAGAAUUUUUACUUCUACCAGCUGAAGAACUCCAUAAACUUCUUGCUAGUGAUGAUGUGAAUGUUCCUGAUGAAGAGACCAUUUUCCAUGCCUUAAUGAUGUGGGUGAAGUAUGAUAUGCAGAGGCGAUGCAAUGACCUGAGUAUGCUACUUGCUUAUAUCAGAUUACCACUGCUUCCACCUCAGAUAUUGGCUGACCUAGAAAACCAUGCACUUUUUAAGGAUGACCUAGAAUGCCAGAAGCUUAUUCUGGAAGCCAUGAAAUACCAUCUUUUACCAGAGAGAAGAACUCUUAUGCAAAGUCCAAGAACUAAACCUAGAAAAUCUACAGUUGGAACACUUUAUGCUGUUGGAGGAAUGGAUAACAACAAAGGUGCCACAACUAUUGAAAAGUAUGAUCUCAGAACAAAUAUAUGGAUUCAGGCUGGAGUGAUGAAUGGCAGGAGGCUUCAGUUUGGUGUUGCUGUCAUCGAUGACAAGCUGUUUGUCAUUGGAGGCCGGGAUGGUUUAAAGACGUUAAACACCGUUGAAUGUUACAACCCAAAGACCAAGGCUUGGACUGUAUUACCACCAAUGUCAACACAUAGGCAUGGCUUAGGAGUUACAGUGCUUGAAGGGCCUAUUUAUGCAGUGGGAGGACAUGAUGGUUGGAGUUAUUUGAAUACAGUUGAGAGGUGGGACCCUCAAAGUCAGCAGUGGACAUUUGUGGCAAGUAUGUCAAUUGCCAGAAGCACUGUUGGAGUAGCAGCUUUAAAUGGCAAGUUAUAUUCCAUUGGAGGUCGGGACGGAAGUUCAUGUUUGAGUUCAAUGGAAUAUUAUGAUCCUCACACAAAUAAAUGGAAUAUGUGUGCUCCUAUGUGUAAGAGAAGAGGAGGUGUAGGAGUGGCGACAUGUGAUGGUUUUCUUUAUGCAGUUGGAGGCCACGAUGCUCCUGCUUCUAACCAUUGUUCCCGACUGCUGGACUAUGUAGAAAGGUAUGAUCCAAAGACUGAUACAUGGACAAUGGUGGCUCCACUGAGUAUGCCUCGAGAUGCUGUUGGUGUCUGUCUUCUUGGUGACAAAUUAUAUGCAGUAGGUGGCUAUGAUGGUCAAACAUACCUGAACACUAUGGAAGCAUAUGACCCUCAAACUAAUGAAUGGACACAGCAGUUCCUAUUGGCCGAAGGCCCCAACUACUAUGAAGCCCUGAGAGCAAAGGCAAUCAAUGGCUGUUAUACUUCAGCAGCCAAGAAGCCCUAUUAUCAUUGGGCAGGUGCACCUGCCACUAUCAGGAAGGACCCUGACAGACUUGAGGAGUGGGCCCAUGUGAACCUCAUGAAAUUCAAGAAGGCCAAGUUUAAGACCCUACACCUUAGUCAGGACAAUCCCCAGUAUCAGUACAGAAUGGAGGAUGAAUUCAUUGAAGGUAGCCCUGAGGAGAAGGACUUGGGGAUACUGGUGGAUGAAAAGUUGGAUGUUAGCCAGCAAUGCACACUUGCAGCCCCCAAACCAGUUAUAUCCUGUGCUGCAUAA
Messenger RNA from Athene cunicularia (burrowing owl), 2115 nucleotides. RefSeq names its product kelch like family member 1 (gene KLHL1). The record is from RefSeq and is a predicted model, not a curated record. The coding region runs from base 1 to 2115 and encodes 704 amino acids. The transcript is spliced from 10 exons. Gene Ontology annotation, molecular function: protein binding. Lineage: Eukaryota; Metazoa; Chordata; Aves; Strigiformes; Strigidae.